AUGGGGGCCCUUCUGAUGCUCUUCCUGCUCUCGCUGCCUUGGACAGAAGAGCCGAAGCAUCCAGACCCAGAGAAGAUGCCCGGCCAGCCCACGUCCCAGCGGAGCAGGAGAGAGGGGGAGGGGACUGUCUGGUCCGGGGGCUGCCGGCUCUCACCUGUCCAAGGCAGCGAGAGCAGGAAGAGCAUCAGAAGAGCCCCCAUGUCUGUGCCCCAGGAGGUGGCCUGCUCGCCCCGAGACUCCUCUCGCAGAAGGCUUGCCACCGUGGUUCCAGGGAAAGAGGGGCAUCCGGCUGCCAUCACGGUGACCGACCCCCGAUAUGAAGGCCGAGUGAGCUUCCUGGACCCCAGCUACGCCCUGCUCAUUAGCAACCUGAGCUGGGGGGACUCGGGGCCUUACCAGGCUCAGGUCAACCUGAGGACGUCCCAGACCACCACCACGCAGCGCUAUGAUCUCCGUGUCUACCGACGGCUGUCAGAGCCUCUCGUCACUGUGUGCUUUGAGAUCUCCGGGGACGGUGGCUGUAACGUGUCCCUGACAUGCUCCGUGGAGAAUGCAGGCCCGGACGUGACCUACAGCUGGCUGUCCUGGGAAGACGGCACUGAGACAGUCCAUGAGGGCUCUGCCCUCGCCGCAUCCUGGAGGCCUGGGGACAAGGCCCUCUCCUAUGCCUGCAGGGCCAACAACCCGGUUAGCAGCGUCCGUUCCAGGCUGGUCCCUGCUGGGCCCUUCUGUGCAGAUCCCGGCAACGCCGCGGACACAACUUACUUCUGCCUCUGGGUCAAGGGGCUGCUGCUGCUCCUGCUCGUGGUCCUUCUGGCCGUGGGGCUUUGGCUGCUCCGAGCCCGGAAAAGAUGCAGAAUGCCGAAGACAAGAACACUCGGGAGAGACAGGCUGAGACGGAGAAAGGAGAAGCCCCACCCCAGCCUGGCCUGAUGGCCCCGCCUUGGGGACCCCUGUCCUAAGCACUGUUUCCACCCAACCUCCCCUCCCGGGUGCUUCUCCUCCCAGGGGGCCUCGUGUGGGUGUCCCAAGGGCUGCUCUCUGGAGGGAAGAUUAUCAGGCAAUAAAGACACAGCAAGGGAUCAC
This is a messenger RNA of Suricata suricatta (meerkat), 1086 nucleotides long. RefSeq names its product SLAM family member 9 (gene SLAMF9). Gene Ontology annotation, biological process: T cell activation. The coding region runs from base 1 to 933 and encodes 310 amino acids. Gene Ontology annotation, cellular component: external side of plasma membrane. The record is from RefSeq and is a predicted model, not a curated record. The transcript has 5 exons. NCBI's taxonomy places the organism in Eukaryota, Metazoa, Chordata, Mammalia, Carnivora, Herpestidae.